CUCUCCGUGUUUUUCCCCGCUAGAAUCUUUCGAAACUGCGUAGAAAGAAGAGAAAAACGUGUGUCCAGCUGCAGGUCCCUCCAGUGAGGAAUGUGUGAGAGCUCUGGUCUGUGUCUGCUUCCCACACUUCGGCCCAUUGAGAGCCGCCCCACCCUGCUGCCGCUGAUCCAGCACGCCUCAUUAUUCCCGCUCUCAAUAGACCAUCUGGUCCUCUGCUCGUGCACACAAAGCUCCCCGCUCUCCCACAGGCACCUCAAAGCUGCAGCCGCAUUCUGAUUGGCUCAAAAGUGUGGGAAACAGAAGACGCGCGGGAUCAGGGCGCAUAUAAGGGGAUGAACUUUACGAGAAGAAACACACAAACUGCAGAAAGAAUGGGGCCUACUGUUUUCAAACUCACUCAGGCUGGAAAGGAUAACACUAAAAUGAGGAAACCAGCGGUGGAGAAGAUGCGCAGAGAUCGUAUUAACAGAUGCAUCGAACAGCUAAAAGUUCUUCUGAAAGCCGAGAUAAAAGCCAGCCAGCACUGCUCUAAACUAGAGAAGGCUGACGUCCUGGGAAUGACUGUGAUUUACCUGAAGAACAACAACACGUGGCCUAGCGCGGAUGCGCAGGGCUACGCCGACGGUUUCUCCAGGUGUAUAGAGGAGACGGCGCGAUUCCUGUCGGUUCACAGCCAGCAACAGAUCACCAAGCCAAUAGUGGGGCCCUUUGACGGAACCCAGCGAGCCAAAGUGAGCGCGCAAGACAGCUGUCCGGUCGCGUCAAAAAGCACCGGAGAGCUUGCUAUUUGGAGACCCUGGUGAUCUUCAUAGCAUCCUUAUGAAGACGUACAGAGAACGGACUGUUUUCUCUAUCCAAGUAAAACAUGUAAUUUUUAUAAAAUAUGGAUGUAGACAGCAGCUGUCAUGAUGCAGAGAAUGUACCAGUCUACCCCAUGCCUGAGUCUGAGAGCACGUGCUACUCCACCUGUGUGGAGAUCAACUUUAUUUACAUAUUGUAAAAAUGAGUACUACGUCACCUCAUUAGGUUUCUGUUGAAAAUAAUAUCUUUAAUUAUAUUUGUAACCUUUAGAGGUGUUAAAUCUGUCAUAUUGAUGGAAUGUGUAAAAGUGUCUCAUGUUGAGUUCAGGAGAAAAAUAAACUAAAGUUACAC
Messenger RNA from Sinocyclocheilus grahami, 1152 nucleotides. Its product is annotated as transcription factor HES-5-like. Bases 333 to 803 code for a protein of 156 amino acids. Gene Ontology annotation, molecular function: protein dimerization activity; DNA binding. The transcript has 4 exons. The record is from RefSeq and is a predicted model, not a curated record. Lineage: Eukaryota; Metazoa; Chordata; Actinopteri; Cypriniformes; Cyprinidae. Gene Ontology annotation, biological process: regulation of DNA-templated transcription.